AUCAAAAUCAAGUUUUUGUAUGAAAAACUUUUUUAUUUGACAAGAUAUCUUCACGGAUUUUGGCAUAGAUUUUUGUACAAGACAUAUUGUUCAGAUCGAACCACUAUAACAAAUAGUGGUUGUUAACUGACCGAUUAAAAUCAAGGUAAAUAUCUUUUUAUGCCCUAUUAUGCUAUAAGAAAUGCACGUGUGAAGGGGAUUAUAGCUUCGCUGCUUUCUUGUUAUCGAAUAACAGGUGUGUAGUUCUUAUACGUAAAAGGAUCUCAUCAAUAUUAUAAUAUAGAUUCUAAAAAACUCAAGAUUUCUUUAAGAUUCUUCGCCUAGCCUUGUCUAUAAUAAACUACCUGUCGUCGUACCUCAGAUAAUUUUGAGGAUUGCUGUGGGAAGGAUAUCCGUGUCCAUGCCAAUUACGUAGACUUGUCGUCGAACCAGAUUGAAAACUCACAAGCAUUGUUAAACUUUUAUACUUACACAACAACAAUGUAUAGUCAAACUAAAAAGCCAAUUUUAAUAGAACAAGUUUAAUCCCUUCUAUGUAUGACAAUUUUCUGCAUGUCCUAUGAAAGGCAUUAACUAGUUGAACUGAGACAACAGUUGAAUGUCAGUUGUGCAUCCUCAAAUUAUAAAUUAAAUAAAUUAUACGUUAAUAAAAAGCCAUUCGUAAAAAUAACAAUGAUGAACACUGUAAGGAAUAAAUAAUGAAAAACACUGUAAUAAAAUACAAUCGAAAAUGAGCAAACAUAGUAGUUUGUUCAAAAUCAAUUAGUGAAAACAAUUCUUGGAAAAUAUAGGAAACUCGGGCGAAAGCAGUUUUCAAAUUAGAUUUUCGUUCAAAAAAACUCAUUGCAACUAAUAAAUUUCAAGUUUUACAACAAUUAAUUGAUACCAUUGUUAAUUAAUAAAACGUAUAACAACAAAAACGACAAUAAUAACAACGAUUACACGAAUAUCAAAACAGAGCAAGAAGCUGUUAUAUGUUUUGUGUGCAAAAGCUUGCAGUACCGUUACUAACCAUUGCCAUUUAACAGCAGCUAGAACAAGCCUAUAAAAAAAAAUAACUUAUACCGAAAAACCAAAAAUAACAACAAGCAACUACCAAUUAAAUCAAUCUAAAACCACAAACUAAACAAACAAACUCACAAGCAAAAAGAAAACAAAAAGAAAACCAAGGAUAAAAAACUUUCGUUUGAAAACCGGCAAACAAAUUAGCAAAGGAGUUACCAACCAGACGUUAAGCGUAUUGCCGCGGCAUUGGUCUCGAGCAUUUUAUAGACCUUAAUAGAAAUAUUAAGCUUUCUAAAAUAGCAAGAGCCAACUCCAUAUAUACAUAUAUUAGUCAAGCGAAAUGGCAUUUUCAACUCAAAAAGAAUUUUUCCAUGUCCCCUUUAUGAACGAGACGGUCGACUAUGAGUGCCGCAAGGCUUGUGUCAAGCUGAAGACCUAUCAGUCGACCAUCGAUCACCGCUCGUGGGCCAUGGAUGAGUCGUUGCAAUCGAGGUUUCUUUCAGAUUUGAUCACCUGCCAAACGCCGGUUGGUGGCUUCGGUGAUGGUGAUGGUGACGAUGAGUAUGAUUAUGCUUUUGAUGGAGAUGAAACAGGUGCAGCUGGACGUACUCAUGGGCAUAAUAUUGGCGCUAUACGUGGUGGUGGUCGGACAGGUGGACGCCCUAACAGCGGUUAUGUCGGCGAACCGGGUACGAGAGGUGAUGAGGGAGCGGGACCUAGUGGGCGUGGUCGGAUGGGUGGCACCGGGGGUGGUGGCCCUAGAGGGGGUGGUCCUGGAGGCGGUGGUCCUGGAGGUGGUGGUCCUAGCGGUGGAAGUCCCGGUGGUGGUGGCCUAGGUGGAGGCGGGCCCGGUAGUGGAUUUCCGGGAAGCGCCGAUGGGAGACGAGGUAAGCUGGAUCAAAGUGGUCUCAUUUCUGCUGAUAGCGUAAUUGCUUGUGCCAAUGAACAAAUGGGAAGAAUGCAGGAAUUGUUACUGCACAAAAAGAAUCUCGAAAAACAAUUGGAAGUAUCGAAUGAACGCUUAAAAGUAUCUAACAUGGAAAAUGAUAAGAUCAAAGCCAUUAUGAAUAACAAAUUCGAUAGCAGUCAUUCGAAAGAUUUCUAUAACAAAAUACAGAAGCUUACAUCAAGCGGCAAAAUCAGUAAAGGCGAGGAAAAUGAACUUUUACAGAUUUACAAUAAAUUCGAAGAUAUGAGCAAGGCAUAUGAAAUAUUACAAGCAGAAAAUGCCUAUCUAAAGCGAUUAAUGGAGAAACUGUCGUCAGGUGCAUCCUUCGAAGCGCUCAAAGUAGAACCGGAGAAAAGUAACGAUAUUGCAUACCUACAGAACGAGGUGAAUAAGUUGCGUAAGGAGCUCUCCAUAUUGCGUAAGUUUGAACAUGACAAACUGAAAGGCACCAUGGAUAGCAAUCGGAAUAAAAUGUCCGAUCAAGAUGCUGAGACGCUCAAGGCGAUUAUGAAAGAGCGUAAUGCUUUGCGUGAGAAAUGCAAAACUUUCAAGGAUCUUGAGACAAAGGUAUAUGAGCUGCAGAAGAUGGCAAAAGAAGCCGAUAAAAUGUCCGAUAGUCUAUCGAACGAUUUGGAUAGUCAAUCUAAACAUAUAAAUGAAAUGGAACAUGAGAUGAAGCAGAUGCAAGACUACUACGAAGAUCAAAUAGACAAACAUAAGUUUAAUGAAGACAUACUUAGGUGUCAACUCAACGAAAUGAAAGAAGAUCUAAUUCGUGCCUGUUGCAGCGCACAAAAAGCCGAAUGCUUGCAAGUGGAGAACGUCACUUUGCGAAACGAGCUGAUGCGCCGCGAGAUGGCUCUGAAUGAUUACAACUGUCAGUACAACCAAUUGAUGAGUGUCAUUGAUGAGCUCCAGAAUAACGCCAUACAAAAUCUCCACGAUACCCAAACACAAACCUGCACAGAUUAUAUGGACGACUUGACCUUCUUUGCGCGCGCCACUUUGAACGAAAUCAAGAAGGAGAUAAAGAAACGUGGCGGAGAUGGCGACAAAAUCGGCGGUCCAGCUAUUACCGAUGGCCUUAGUCCCGAUGAGUGUUGCGCUGAGUUGCAGCGGCUGCACGAUAUAGUCCAACAAUUGACAAGACAAAAUGAGUAUUUGCAAAAUAAUGUGCAGAAAGCAGCGGAAGACUUUUGUGCAGAUGCGUUUAAGAAACUGAGGGAAAUGGAGGAGAAAUACAAAAAAGCCCAAGAUGAUAUUUCAUAUUUGAAGAAAGACAAGGAUGCCCUAAAUAUGCAUGCUAUGGAUAAACUGAAUGAGUUCUCUGAUCGUGUUGAUAAAAUGGGUACGGACGUGGGUAAGGCCGCUAAAGAUACCGCUUAUAUUGAUAGGGACUUGAAGGAAUCUAUGAAAUUGGUGAAAGAGAUAAGUGACAUACAGUUGAAGAAUGCGCAAUUAUCGAAUGCUGUGAAUGCGCUUAAUACACGCGAUGAUCAGAGCAUUAUAGAUGAUUUACGUCGACAAUUGCUCGAAGAACAAGCAAAAAAUAAGAAGUGUCAGGAGGAGAAUAAGAAGCUAAGAGAACUGCUUGAAAAACGAGGCAUUGACCCAGAUGUAGCAACUAAGGAUAUCAUAAGAGAAGCGGCGGAUGUACAGAAGGGUGGCCCUGCCGCCGUCCUAGACGUUCAAAAGAGUGGUCCUGCCAUUAGUCCAGACGGUCAGAAAGGUACACCUGCUGGUGCGGGUCAAAUAGCCGGGCCUGAAAAAGGUGGCCCAUUUGUUGGCAAAGAUGUUGGCCCAGAAGUUGGAAAAAAAUCUGAGCCAAGCGACGGUGAAGUUGUUAGUGCUGAACUUGUAAAAAAAGCUGCUCCUGGGGAUAGUGCAGUUGUUGGACCGGAAGCUGGUAAAAGAGCUGGUCCUGGCGCGGGUGAAGUGGGUGGUCCUGGUGCUGAUAGAAGAGCCGGAAUUGAUGCGCCUGGAGUUGGAGGUCCAGAUGCUGUCAAAGUACCUUCGGCUGGUGGUACCGUUGAACGUGGCGGGCCUGAAGCUACGCAACCGGUUGUACCUAGUGCCGUUGAAGGGCCAGCUGCGGCCAAAACAACUGGUCCUACUGCGGGUAGCCCUGCGGAGCGUGGUCCUGGAAGACCUGCUACUGGUGGGCAAACUUCAGGUGGUCCUGGUGCGGGUGGACCUUCUACUGGUGGGCCAGCUUCAGGUGGUCCUGGUGCUGGUGGUCCUGCUACGAGUGGGCCUUCUACUGGUGCAACAGGUACGGGUAUCCCUGGUGUUGGUGGUCCAGCUGCAGGUGCUCCUGGUGCAGGUCCCGUUAAAGGUGGCCCGAAUGUAGGGGGUCCUGAUGCAGGUCCCACUACAGGUGGUCCAGCUACAGGUGCUCCUGGUACAGGUCCCGUUAAAGGUGGCCCGGCUGUAGGUGGUCCUGAUACAGGUCCCACUACAGGUGGUCCAGCUACAGGUGCUCCUGGUACAGGUCCCGUUAAAGGUAGACCGGCUGUAGGUGGUCCUGAUGCAGGGGCCACUACAGGUGGUCCAGCUGCAGGUGCUCCUGGUGCAAGUCCCGCUGAAGGUGGCCCGACUGUAGGUGCUCCUGGUGCAAGUCUAGCUAAAGGUGAUCCAACUGCAGGUGGUUCUGCUGUACCCGGGCCAGAUGCAGAUCGUCCCGUUGUAGGUGGCCCUGCUGCGGGUGGACCCGCUGCGAGCGGUCCUGCUGGAGGUAGUCCUGGUGAAGUUGGUCCUGCUACGGGUGGACGAGCUGCAGGUGGCCCUGCUGGAGGCGGCCCGGCUGCGCGUGGUCCUGCUGCGGGUGGUCCUACUGCGACUGGACCUGCUGCGGGCGGUCCUGGUGCUGGUGGUCCUGCUGGAGGCGGUCCUGGUGUAUUUAGCCCUGCUGCAAGUGUUCCCGGUGUAGGUGGCCCUACUGCAGGAGGUCCUGGAGUAGGUGCUUCUACUGCGGGUGGCCCCAUUGGAGGUGGUCCUGCUGCAGGCGGUCCUGGAGCAGUUGGUCCUGCUACGGGUGGACCUGCUUUAGCUGGUCCUGCUACGGGUGGACCUGCUUUAGCUGGUCCUGCUGAUGGAGGUCCUGGUGCAGUUGGUCCUGUUGGAGGUGGUCCUGGCGCAGUUGGAACUGCUGCUGGUGUUCCCGGUACUGAUGGCCCUGCUGCCGGUGGUCCUGGUCUCGGUGCAACGGACGUUGACCGACCUGGUGCAGUUCGAAGAGGUCAACCGGGUAUUAGUAAUGCUGGUGGACCUGGAGGAGUUAUUGUAGACAGUGGUCCUGGAGGCGCUGGUCAAAUACGUAGCCCUGGAGAACCGGAUCGAGGUGGUCCCGGUAUAGCUAUGAUUGGCGGUGCAGGUCCCGUGGGGGAUGGCGCAGCAAUCGGAGGCGGAGAAAGUGAUGGAAGAACUGGCAUUAAACCUGGAAAGGGAGAAGGUAUUGGAGGCGGCGUUUCUGGUAGAGGACCUGUUGGCCGAGGUGCACCGACUUCUGGUGGUGGCAAAAGUCGGAGAGGAAAAGGCACAGCUGCAUCAGCAGAUACAGAUGCAUUCCAACAAUUUAUCGACACUAAUGCCAACACAAUGAUUUCGAAUAUAAAAGCGGGCAGUGCACUGGAAAAGGAAUUACGUGCAAUUCUCAAUUCCUUCAUGAUGGAAUGUGGUUUCUGCUUCUGCAAAAGUCUAGUGCCAAAAAGUAAAUUUUACGCACUCUGCCACAAACUUCUACAUAAUGGUAUACAGUGCAUGUCCUUCCGCGAGUUGGCUUACAUGCAUAGAAAAAUAUUUAUGGCCGCUGACAAGUUGCAUCCAGGCUGUCUAUUAAACAUGAUACUAACCGAACUGGGCUUCAAGGAUGGCGAGGGUCUCAGGUGUUGCCAUUGCAAAAAUGCUCUCUGUUGCAGCAACUCCGAGGAAAUGCUCAAAGAAAAGGUGAGCAAGUUGGAGCGUGAUAUUGAAAUGGCAAAAGAAUAUUUGGACAGUUUGAAAGCGCAACCGAAAACGCCGAAAAAUCCAUAUACCUCAACUGGAAAGACAUACCGAAACAUGGACGAUAGCUAUUCAGAAGCCGUAGAAGAGCUUCUAACAUGUCGUGAAACAAGACCAGCUUUGUCCAGAACACACAGCAAACAAAUGAAGACACUUAAGGCGCGCAUAAUGAAAUGCUCCGAAAUGCUGCGGUGAUUAUUAUAAGUAAACGAUAUUACGGACAAUUACUUUGUUGUGAGCGAGCGUAUAAUUUGAAAACAUCCAAACAUACUUUGCUGCAAUGAUAUCUAUUUUUUAGUUUAUAUUUAUAUUUAUCGCACCGAUAACGGUUUGAUUUACGUUUAUUUUUUUUUUUUUUGCAUUUCGUGCCGAGUGGCAUUUUUACCAAGAACAAUUUUUGUGAAUGAAAACAAAUUUGUUCUAAAAGAGGUCUGCAUAGCCUUCGUAUAAAAAAAUUAUUUUAUUAAUUCACCAACUGAGUGCAUCUUUGGAGAAUUAAUAUAAUAUUUUUACAAAAGUUCGCAAUGCUUGGGACUUAUAUGGACUCGAUCAAUGAAUGACCGCCACAUCCACGGAUAUGUAUAUAUAGUUUAGAGGGUUUUGCGAAAAAAAAAUAAAAAAUUGAAAUAAACAAAUAUAUUUUAAUGAAA
Bactrocera oleae (olive fruit fly) is the source of this 6606-nucleotide messenger RNA. RefSeq lists its product as uncharacterized. Lineage: Eukaryota; Metazoa; Arthropoda; Insecta; Diptera; Tephritidae. The record is from RefSeq and is a predicted model, not a curated record.